Chondrus crispus (carragheen) is the source of this 789-nucleotide messenger RNA. RefSeq lists its product as hypothetical. Bases 1 to 789 code for a protein of 262 amino acids. Lineage: Eukaryota; Rhodophyta; Florideophyceae; Gigartinales; Gigartinaceae. The record is from RefSeq and is a predicted model, not a curated record. The transcript has a single exon.
AUGUCGGCAUGCAAUCCUUGCGUUACUCCGAUGGAACAGUCUCGACAUGUCACAAUGCAAGUGGCCGAAACUGGCACUGAUGACAACCCAUGCUUUGAACCAUAUCGUCAGGCCAUUAGAUGUCUAAUGUUCCUAAUGGUCGGGACCCGCCCCGAUAUUGCGUUUGCCAUUGGAAAGUUAUCUCAACACUGUGCCGACCCUCACGAGUCGCACUGGUCAGGUGUGAAACGUGUUUUGAGAUACUUGCGUGGGUCCCAGCAUCUUGGAAUAGUGUUUGGAAAAGAUGAUCUUGGUACGGAACUUCAUGGGUAUAGCGACGCAGAUUGGAGUGGAUGCCUUGAAUCACGGAAAUCAACGAGUGGGUACGUAUUCAAGCUUUGUGAUGGGCCUAUCAGUUGGGCUUCCCGGAAACAAACAGUAGUUGCGAAGUCUACUUGUGAGGCAGAAUACAUCGCACUCAGUGAAGCAUGCAAAGAGGCUGCGUGGCUUCGACGCUUCCAUGCCGAUGUACUUGGUGCGAAUUCGGAUCCAACAAUUCGCGUUGGAUGUGACAACGCUGGUACGAUUGCGUUUGCUCAGAACGAAUCUACAAAUCGUCGGAACAAGCACCUUGAUAUUACGUAUCAUUUUGUUCGAGAUGCGGUGCAGCGAAAACUGGUCACAUUGUACCAUUGUCCGACAACAGAAAUGCCAGCCGAUAUGCUGACCAAACCACUUGAUCGCGUGCUGUUUGAAAAGUUCGUGGGCAUGGUUGGGCUUUCAGAGUGCAAAGCUGCCCAAAGCAUGUGA